This is a messenger RNA of Notothenia coriiceps (black rockcod), 1213 nucleotides long. Its product is annotated as codanin-1-like. The transcript is spliced from 6 exons. Gene Ontology annotation, biological process: chromatin organization. The record is from RefSeq and is a predicted model, not a curated record. Lineage: Eukaryota; Metazoa; Chordata; Actinopteri; Perciformes; Nototheniidae. Gene Ontology annotation, cellular component: nucleus. The coding region runs from base 26 to 1213 and encodes 395 amino acids.
UUCAGCCGCGUAGCUCCGCACCAGAAUGGCGGCUCUUUUGGAAUCUCUUCUGUUGAAGAAAGUGGACAAUAAAACGGUCUUGGACUGGCUAAAGAAUAAUAAGGAGGAUGACAGGCUGGCCUUCAGAGAACCUGCGGUGACAGUUCUCAAACAAGAAUUUGUCCCAUUUCUUUUGAACUUCCUGAGAGUGCAGAGCAGUCAGGCCCUCACCCAUGGCCCUGCGACGCCAGCUAAGACCCCCAGCCGACACAAACCUGCUGCACAGACGCAAAGCUUCAGUGACAAGAGAGGUAGCCGGUCUGCUGGUGGUGGAGCUGGCUCUCGGAGUGCCAGCCGUGUCCAGCUGUUUUCUCCUGCUCCCUCAGUGUCCCCUGGAACAGAGUGGGAUGCUGCUGGUCAGUCAGGGUCUUUCAACAGCCCCCCUUUUACUCCAGGAUGGAGCCCCGCCUCCAGGCCUUCAGGCGCUGAUCGUCGGAGUAACCAGAGGAUCAAUCUGGGAGACUACAUGGUUUCUCCUCCUGACGUCCAGAACAGCCCCAGCUUCCAGUCACAAAAAGCCCGCAGGAGAGGUGGAGGCAGCAUGGCAGUGGGGGGACAGGGGAAACAUGGAGGAUGGCGUGGAGGACAUCAAAGUGAUGAGAGGAGGUCAGGAAGAGGUGGAGGAGGAGGAGGAGGGAAUAGUAGGAUAAGUGAGCAGGCUUCACCUCCAUCUGUGGAGCAACUCAACUUCAACAACUUGGAAGACUUCCCUCCUGUUGGAUCAUCACCCAUUUCACCGCCGGCAUCUAAACCAUCGAGAAGAAUCAACCCAACACCGGUCAGUGCAGAGCGGCCGCUCUCCAAACCAAAGACCUGCUUCACCUCCACCCCGUUCAGUGAGUCUUCGGGCCCCUCAUUAAUUACAGAGGCGCUUGAGGGGCCAAUGACAGUGGGGAGUCCCCCGAGUCUGCAGGAGGAGAGGGAGCUUCUCAAGAGAGAGAAGACAAAGCGAGCUCAGCAGGUCGGCUCUCCUCUGUCGUCCUCUCUGGACCCUUGCACCCCCACUAAGUCAGGGCUUAGGAUGGGAUCUAAAGUUACACCAGACCUGCAGACACCCUGUCCCGAACCUUUCAAAGUCACCUUCUCUCUGGAACUGGAUCUCCUGGCUGAGCUGUACUGCACCUGCAUCUCUGAGAACCUCUGUGGCAAACAUUUUCUAUGCAGUCUCUGCUAA